UGACUGGGAUACUGUAUACAUGAGACUUGGCCUGAACAUGUCCUGGUUGUUGGCCAUGUGGAUUAGCCUUGGCUUCCUGCUGUUGUGCCAGGCCACACUCUAUCAGACCCUCCAGCAGCACCAUGUGGCCCGGCCCGGCCGCACUGACAUUCUCACCCUAGAGGGAGGUACGUGUGAGGUGAUUGCUGCCCACCGAUGCUGUAACAAGAAUCGUAUUGAGGAGCGUUCUCAAACAGUCAAGUGCUCCUGUUUACCGGGGAAAGUGGCCGGGACGACACGCAACAAACCCUCCUGUGUGGAUGCGUCCAUUGUAAUUGGAAAGUGGUGGUGUGAGAUGGAGCCGUGUCUGGAGGGAGAAGAGUGUAAGACUCUGCCUGACAACUCCGGAUGGAUGUGCUCCUCUGGGAACAAAAUCAAGACCACAAGGAACACCCAGCCAUACUCCCCUUUUUAGCUUCUGGAAGCAAAAUGCAGAGGAUGCGUCAACAGAAAUUGAGCUGCAUUCUUGCUUCUGUAAAGAGAGAGAGCCCUUCAUUGCCUGUUCUAUAGCAGCAGACAAGGCAGGCCCUUUUGUUUGUGGAAGUCACAGUGAGAGCGAGGCUGGGGAGCACCUUCCAAAAUACUCGCCCACCAUAGAUCUGCAUUACCCGCUCCACUGGCUAAAUAGAUCAAUCCAUUUCUGCUCCCUCCAAACAAUUAUACACCUUAAGAGAGACAGGCAGAAUGAGAGAGGCUGUAAUGAAAACAUCUUCUCUCCUUCUUCUUCUUCUCCUCCCCUGCUUUUGAUGAUAGUGAAAAGAAUUAUUUUCAUUCGAUAACCUGUGCUAGAUAAAAUAUGAAUGUCAUCAGUAUCAAGGCAGGAAUGUCAUACAUACAGUACAUAAUACAACCCUCAUCAGACAUUCAGUUAAUUUAAUUACUUUUUCAGUAAUUUCACACCGCAACAUAAACACUUAUUCAUGUACAGUAUUUGUUUUAACUAUAUAAGGACACUGCAGUUCCACUGUGGAGUAAGUAAACAUUCAUGAGUGCCAAGCAUUGGACUCAAGUCAAUCAGUUUUUUUACACCACCAUCUUUCACACUUUACAGGGUGUUUCCCCUUCAACUAGUCCAACAUGAUUUACUUGCUGUUCAGAGAGCCACAUGUCCCUUAUUAAAAGAAGCGGAGGGCACUUUUUCAAGCAAAAUAACACACUGUGACAGGAUGUAGCCCAUCUGUGAGACAGUUUCAGAGCAAAAGUGACCUGCCAGCAGAUGCAUCACCAUCUAAUUUGUCAAAACGGGAGACCACACACUCUGCGGUUGAUCAAAAUGAACUCCAAGCGGCCAUGCCACAUACAGUUCAACUUCACCGAGAAAUCAUCUGUUCCACCUCUGUGCUUGACAACACUUCUCCUCCUCCUUCUCUCUUGUAUGAUGUCAUCAUGAAGACAAACAUAAAACCAUACACAAAUGGUAAACAGUAUGUCUUUUGAGAUAAAUAAUAAAAGACUUUUCUAAAAAAAAAAACAAAAAAAAAACAAGUAAGGUUAUAAGCUGGCAGAAGCGGGCGAUGCUGCCAAGACUGCCCAGGUUGUC
This is a messenger RNA of Thunnus maccoyii (southern bluefin tuna), 1579 nucleotides long. Its product is annotated as chemokine-like protein TAFA-1. Bases 20 to 454 code for a protein of 144 amino acids. Gene Ontology annotation, molecular function: receptor ligand activity. Gene Ontology annotation, biological process: neuroblast differentiation; regulation of neuroblast proliferation. The transcript is spliced from 6 exons. The record is from RefSeq and is a predicted model, not a curated record. NCBI's taxonomy places the organism in Eukaryota, Metazoa, Chordata, Actinopteri, Scombriformes, Scombridae.